ACGCUGCAAUAGAGUGAAGUGAAGUAAGCGCGUGUGGUGAGGCGUGCGCGCCGCGCCAGUUGCGCGUCGGCAGUCCCGCGAGCGCGUUCCUUGUGCGCGUCCGCUGUGCGCGCUGAUAUGCCCUCGCCUCGGGCCGCACGCGCUUGUGCAAUACUCGACUCGCCGGUUCACCAUGACACACGAGGACUGCUACACACGUCUCAACGACGAACUCCACUCGUCACCCGAUGGACCAUCCGAAGAUGAAGAAGUCCUUAUUCGAUCAGACAGGGCCAGCGUCAAAGAAAUGAUCCUCCGGUUCGAAAGAACCGCUAUAAACAACUUCGGCGACUCUAGUGAAUCUUUGGAAAGAUUGAAGGACUUGGGUAAUCUAACUAGUGCUGUUAACCCCGUACAUGUGCAAUUUAACCACCUUUCCCCAGUAACACGAUCUCAAGAUAGGAAUUCAAAUGUGUCUGUGAAUUCUAUACUCUCCAAUGUUUCGGAGAUUAGUUACGAAUCCAGUUCUUCAGGUUUCGUUUCUGAUCGAAAGUCAGAUUACCCCGUGCCACACAGACCAGCUCCGCCGCCGCCUGCUCCCUUCAACGACAGCUCACCGGAAAGUAAGUCACCGCCGCCCGAGGAAGACACGAUAAAGGAUACUCGACGGUUUUCCUUUACAACACCUUGCUCGUCGCCGGUGGUAUUGCGACGUACGAGACAGCCGCCAGUCAUCAGACGGAAAUCACUCGUAGGAAGUCAAGGGCACGUUGGUGAAACGCACUGGUCGUAUGGCGUAAGGCAAAGUGAUUUAGAAAAGUUACUGAGAUUAAAGAGAUCAGAAGAAUCUGAACCUGAAGAAGAGCCAACCAGACAAAGAUUUGGAGUUCACGAAUUGCAGCAGGAAAUCAGCAGCAGUGAUGAUUCGGAUGAUAGUGAAAAGUCUGGUCAGGAAUAUGUACUGAAUAACGAUGAUGGUAGAACGGAUACGAUGUCUACCGAUCAUUCUACGGAUACAUUGAUAAACGAAGAAGAAAGUGACGUAGGGGACAACUUGUCCGUCGUUUCGGGAGUGUCUGGUGAUCGUAGCAAUUAUGACAAUGUUAGCAUUAAAUCGGUGUCUUCGUUUGACAUGGUGCCGUACCAGAAGUAUGAUAGCAUCACGGUGUCUUCGGAUGAGUUCGGUUCCGAGGUGUGCCACGCGCCUGACACUGAGUUCUUGACUGUGAGUGCAGUGAACGAGUGGUGUGUGUCAAAGUCUGUAGAACCUGUUUUGAUGAUACCCGUGGAAUCCAAAAAGGAGAAAUAUCGAAGACGACUGACUGAACGUGUGAACGAGUUGCUUCAUACGGAGAACGUGUACGUAGAGAGACUGAGGCAUGUCAUCGAGAACUACAUCCCGGAGAUGAGCCGGGAGGACAUCCCUCCGUCCCUCCGCGGCUGCAAGCCAGACAUCUUCGCCAACAUCGAGAGGAUCCACCGCUUCCACGCCGACGAGUUCCUCCCUGCCAUGAGGGACUGCGAGAAUGAUCUCAGGAAAUUGGGGCAGUGCUUUAGGCGAUACGAGCAGCGGUUCAACAUGUACGUUAUGUACUCUAGAAAUAACAAGAGAGCGACGAGGCUGGUAUUUGAACACAAACAAUUCUUCCAGGAAAAACAAUUAGAGUUAGGAGACAGAUUAGACCUGUCGAGUUAUUUAUUAGAACCAGUACAGAGGAUACCACGAUACAAGUUGUUCCUAGACGAUUUAGUGAAAACUUAUUUGAAUUACGAGAACGAGAGAUGCGAGUCGGACUCAAGGAUAUCGAAGCUCAGUGUGGACAGUGAUGAGACUGGAGGCAGCAACGGAGAGUCCUCUGACAACGACGAGACACCACUAGAAAGUCUGAAGCUAGCAAAAACUAUGGUCGAAUGUGUAUUGACAGCCGUCGAUGGCAUAAUGGCACUAGAAAACAUUCGAGACUGUCCGCCGCAACUGAACCUGCUAAACCAGGGUCGUCUGCUGCGCCAGAACGAGUUCUUCGCGAUGGACCCCACGCGCCGACGCCGGCAGCUCAUGAGGAUAUUCCUCUUCGACAAGCUCGUGCUCAUCACCGUAGUCUACAAAAAGCAACUGACGGUAGAGUUCUUCAUCUACAAAGACCACAUUCCCGUGGACGACCUGGGCAUCACGGCCAAGGAGCAUGACAACCACAAGUUCACUAUCUGGUAUAAGAAGAGGAACCUCAAGUCCUACAAGUUGGAGACCAGAGAGCCUAACAUAAGGAACUCUUGGGUCGAAGAAAUCACUUCGCUACUGUGGGAGCAAGCUAUGCAGAAAAAAGAACUACUGCUACAGGAGCGAAAGAAAAGGAUUUCAAUGGUGUCCAUGAACAGCCAGGAGUCCGGAGAUGAUAGAAAUGAUGACAAAUGUCCGUUAGAUGGUUUCGUUUGCGUGAAGUUACACCAAUGAAUUGUUAAGUGGACAAUUCCCUCCGAGGAGUGCCAGGCGAGGUCCGGAGGGCGGGAGACAAGAAAAGUCGGAGAACUACUUGGUACUGCGAGUGAAGUUUCCUACUUACCCUAUCCACUCGGAAGUAUUACUAAAUACAUAAUAAGAUACAUGCUAAAAUAACUUCAUGUAGCGUUUAUGUUAACGAAUUGUACAGGUAUUCGUAAUUAAGAUGCGAACGUGAGAUGUGACGCAUUUCCAAAGAUAUUUUACGUGUCGGAACGAUAUUAACUAUUUUAAAUUUCAAAGAAAGUAUUGCCAAACAAAUAGUAUUCUUAUCAUUCUAAACUUUAGGAUUUGUAUCCAAUGUAUAGAGACGCCGAGCGAAACUCCAAUAAGGCUAUAAAUAAAAUACAGCUGAAAUAUCGCAAUAGAAAUUUUACGAUAUUUUUGAGGAAUGUGAUAAAAUGCUAUUUGAAUACUAUGUUAUUUUAUUAUUGCAAUAUCAGUCAUUAUUUUAUGAAAUGUAUAUUAUAAAAGGAAGCUUUUGUAAAUAAGUAUUAUUGUAUCAAUAAGAGACGAGUGCUCGCUGUAGACUAAACCAUGUAAAUAACCGUCAUUGAAAUAAAUCAUGAAUAUUAUAUACUUAUAUUUA
Pectinophora gossypiella (pink bollworm) is the source of this 3065-nucleotide messenger RNA. Its product is annotated as FYVE, RhoGEF and PH domain-containing protein 3-like. NCBI's taxonomy places the organism in Eukaryota, Metazoa, Arthropoda, Insecta, Lepidoptera, Gelechiidae. Gene Ontology annotation, molecular function: guanyl-nucleotide exchange factor activity. The transcript is spliced from 9 exons. The record is from RefSeq and is a predicted model, not a curated record. Bases 173 to 2431 code for a protein of 752 amino acids.